UUCCGAUUGGCAUUGAAGAUGAAACAGCGAGUGUAAACAAAAAAAUCUCCUGUCUGAAAAAUGAUGUCCCAGUUAGACCAUGGGCCUGCUUCCUCUGGUCGCCCUUUCGAGACACCAGACAGUUCUGUAGGGACGCCAGAUAGUUUCAACUAUGAGACCAAAUUCAUAGUCCUUAACUUCAUGAGCCGGAAUCCUCAUAAAACUAUAAUUAGUCCUAGGAGUGUUAGCAGUCGUGCUCAUCAUACAAGUACUUCAGAUUCAGAUCAUCAUGGCAGGAAGAGUGCAUCAAAAUCCAUGCCACCAUCUCCACCAAAAAGACACAAGCCAAAGCUAACUGACUUUAGACAGGCAUAUCAGAGGGUAUCGGAAGACAACAUUCACUACAAAUAUAUGAGACACAGAUUCAACACAGCUAGUAAUGGAAGUAAUUACCAGAUGAGACAGAGAGUUUCAGAGGACAACAUCAAUCAUAAGUAUAAUAAAUUGCACGACUCAUUAGAGGAAGAUGCUAGUCUGGAAUUUUCUUCCUCAUCAAAUAAACAUGCAAAGCAACAUCAACAGGUCUCAGUCUCUGCAAAUAAUGUGAAUCAUGAUGACAAGUCCGUUCAAGACAGUCCUAGCAUAAAUACAAGUUUUACUCAUGGGCUUGCUAAUGGUUUAGAUAGGGAGACACCACUAAACCGAAGCGUGAUGUCUCCGACACAAUACAGGCAAUACACAAUGUCAAAGAUGGGAAGUGAGGUUAGUGGGGAGUACAGUGACAAUAGUGAUGCCGAUGACGAGCGCGAGGAUACCUCAGGUGGGUCGAGUCUGUGGGGGAGCACAGGAGGACUGAGUGGCCUACGAGGCAGUGUUGAUCUGCACCAAGUUGUAUCAAGACUACCCACAGUGCAGAGUGAAUCCGAUAUGGAAAAUGAAACGGUCAUUGACGCUAGCACAAUAUCUUAUACUCAGGAUGGUGUCAGCAAUGUAUUUGAAACAGAGAUGUUGUCAAAUGAUAACUCUAAGCUAGAUAUUGGAUCUAGGUCCAUCUGUAAUCUUAGUGAUAUUGACCUGGAUGUAGACUAUGGCGAUUUAGACAACACAUAUGAAGAUGAUCCAGCAGUUUCCACCAGUAUUUCUUUAGAGGCCAGCAGUAGCAACACCAGUGGGAUAAAAUCAUUGGAUCGCUCUAAACUAAGGCUGGACAUACAGGGAUCACAAUCCUGGCCCAACUCGAAGGCUGCACGCUAUCAGGCUGUCGCAGCGUCCCUCAGGUCUGAGAUUGAGGAUGAAAUGACAUCACUGGAAUCAGAAGUUGAAGAAGCUAUCAAGCGCCACAUAAUUCCAUCAAGCCAUUCACCUUUUCUGACCCCCAUGACACCUCAGACCCAGGCGGCAAAGGUCCUGGCACGGAUCGGAGAUGAAGUGAUGGACCAGUAUGAAGAGCAGUUGGAUAAAUCUGUGGCAGUUUUGAUGCAAUACAGUCAAAAUCCUCACCUAUGACACCUUUUGUGAUGUUGCUAAAGGCGUUCUUGACCGUGAUCUUCCAGAAAUGAAGCAGGUAGCGCUGCUGAUGGUGUAUGGCCAGAAAGCAGCAUGGCGACUAGUAGAGAGUGGACACCAGGGGAUUGGAAACUUGGUGGAUUAUACCUCCCGACUGGUAGCUGACCGUGCGGCAGAGUUUAUCAUUAAGCAGGGGGGAUGGGGAGCAGCAGUGAGUACCGUCUGAUUCCAGUCUGUCAUCAGACUCACUAGACGAUGUGUCGCCACUUCCUACAUUUCAGGAUACACCUGUAGAAUCACCUUUUGCCAAUUGUAUUGAUCACAUGAACUCUGUACCCUGUGAUAUCUCAGACCUACAGGACAUGUCAGUAAAUAACAACUCUUACACAGAGAAUCAGCGGCUAACAACAGCAGAACUACCACAGAUACCAGCAUCAAUUGUUGAUGAUCCUAGUUCUUCUAGUGAUGAGGAGGACGAUCAACAUCCCAUUGCACCGUGGUACCACUGGUUUGUCACACCAGAGCAUGUAGCAUUGUUGUCCUGUACAGUAGCUGCUAUAGGUCUGGGCCUACUGAUAUCUAAUGCUAGGUAGACUACAUCUUCUAUGACUUUUCCUAUUUAUUGUUUGCAAAGCAUCAUAUUUUCAUCAUUAAGCUAAGUAAGCUAUUAGUGAUGUUUACAGGGACUUGGGGUUGGGAAUCAUCAAGCUAAGUAAGCUAUUAGUGAUAUUUACAGAGACUUGGGGUGGGAAUCAUUAAGCUAAGUAAGCUAUUAGUGAUGUUUACAGAGACUUGGGGUUGGUAAUCAUCAAGCUAAGUAAAUUAUUAGUGAUGUUUACAGAGACUUGGGGUUGGUAAUCAUCAAGCUAAGUAAAUUAUUAGUGAUGUUUACAGGGACUUGGGGUUGGUAAUCAUCAAGCUAAGUAAAUUAUUAGUGAUGUUUACAGAGACUUGGGGUUGGGAAUCAUCAAGCUAAGUAAGCUAUUAUUGAUGUUUACAGAGACUUGGAGUUGGGAAUCAUCAAGCUAAGUAAGCUAUUAGUGAUGUUUACAGGGACUUGGGGUGGGAAUCAUCAAGCUAAGUAAGUAUUAGUGAUGUUUACAGGGGGGGUUGGUAAUCAUCAAGCUAAGUAAGUAUUAGUGAUGUUUACAGGGGGGGUUGGUAAUCAUCAAGCUAAGUAAGCUAUUAGUGAUGUUUACAGGGACUUGGGGUUGGUAAUUGGGAGUCCCUGUUGUGAGGUUAUGUUGUAUUGAAAUAAUUCUAUCGGUAACUUGAAUCUGUUACAAUUGUUGUAAGAUACCGGUAUUUAAGAAGAAAUGUUUGUUUCAACAUAUUUAAAAAUGUAUUGUUUGAGGAAACAGCAAUAAGCAAUAGGAUAGUCAAAUAUUGGAUUCUUGUGAAAACCUGUUUAACAGACAUCAAUCAGAGCAGUAAUCAUGUACACCAUUUGUCUUCAAUUGUAUUUACAAUGUUUUGGUGAAAUGACAUUUAAGUUGCAAUUGUUUGUUAUAUUGAUUGUCAACCUGACACCAUUGUAUUGUUGCUGUGAUAUCAUUCAAUUGUUGUAAAUAAGAUGGCACCUACUUGAAUAUUCAGCUUACAUGAUUAUCUGUAAGGCCAUACAACCUUACUCUUAAGACUUAUUCUCCUGCAUCGUAUUUAUAUUACUCUUAUGGUGUUUUAAUAGUGCUAUACUUAUGUUAUGGUUGGACCAAGUCUAUAUAUACUUGAUAGUGCUAUACUUGUAAUGUUAUGGUUGGACCAAGUCUAUACUUGAUAGUGCUAUACUUGUAAUGUUAUGGUCAGACCAAGUCUUGUAAUGUUAUGGUCAGACUAAGUCUAUACUUGAUAGUGCUAUACUUGUAAUGUUAUGGUUGGACCAAGUCUUGUAAUGUUAUGGUCAGAACAAGUCUAUACUUGAAAGUGCUAUACUUGUAAUGUUAUGGUCAGAUCAAGUUUUGUAAUGUGAUGGUCAAACCAAGUUUACAGAGAGACACUGACUAGUCAGUGAGACAAUACCUAGCAAUAGCUGGAGUCAUGUAGGUGAUAAUCCACCAGGACCAGGUCUGUAUAGAUAAUGUAAAUGUUGUGUGUCUCACUAUUAACAGUAGGGGUGCUAUUGGAAUAAUCUUAUUACCCCGUUGGCUAAAGUCGUUACUAUAUGUAAUUAGAUAGAUUGCUUUCAUGCUACCAUUACAUUAGAUUUGGAACAACCUUAGUUAUAUAACUCACCAUCGGCCAAGGUUUCAGUAACAACCUGAGUUAUAUAACCUUCCAUCCGCCAAGGUUUCGGGAACAACCUUAGUUAUAUAACCUCCCAUCGGUCAAGGUUUCAGGAACAACCUUAGUUAUAUAACCUCCCGUCGGCCAAGGUUUCAGUAACAACCUUAGUUAUAUAACCACCCAUUGGCCAAGGUUUUGCGAACAACCUUAGUUAUAUAACCUUCCAUCCGUCAAGGUUUCAGGAACAACCUUAGUUAUAUAACCUCCCAUCCGUCAAGGUUUCAGGAACAACCUUAGUUAUAUAACCUCCCAUUCGUCAAGGUUUCAGGAACAACCUUAGUUAUAUAACCUCCCAUCGGCCAAGGUUUCAGGAACAACCUUAGUUAUAUAACCUUCCAUCGGCCAAGGUUUCAGUAACAACCUUAGUUAUAUAACCUUCCAUCGGCCAAGGUUUCAGGAACAACCUUAGUUAUAUAACUCCCAUCGGCCAAGGUUUCAGGAACAACCUUAGUUAUAUAACCUCCCAUCGGCCAAAGUUUCAGGAACAACCUUAGUUAUAUAACCUCCCAUCGGUCAAGGUUUCAGGAACAACCUUAGUUAUAUACCGUAACUUCCAAUCAGAGUUUUCUAACAAACAUUACCUACACAGGUAUUUUAUUGAAAAGCCUGUAAUUCAGGUAAAAAUUGAGCCUGUGUUUGAAAGUUGCUUUUGUAUGUUUGUACAUUUGUAAUUGAUUCAGUCUUGCAUAAAUCCUCUCAUGAUCAGUGGUUUAGUUUAAGAGUGGAUUGUCUUAAAGCCAGCAUAAUACAAUCUUAAUGUUGAUGUCUUGGCAAUAUUUUUUUAUUCAAAUUUACGUUUUGUCAAAUGAUAACUCAUGAUUUAUCUUAAUACUGGGAUGAAGUGUUUAUAUUCCAUCAGUAGU
This is a messenger RNA of Pecten maximus, 4631 nucleotides long. RefSeq lists its product as uncharacterized. Bases 61 to 1485 code for a protein of 474 amino acids. The record is from RefSeq and is a predicted model, not a curated record. The transcript has 5 exons. Gene Ontology annotation, cellular component: mitochondrion. Lineage: Eukaryota; Metazoa; Mollusca; Bivalvia; Pectinida; Pectinidae. Gene Ontology annotation, biological process: apoptotic process.